Messenger RNA from Galeopterus variegatus (Sunda flying lemur), 594 nucleotides. RefSeq names its product transmembrane protein 132D-like. The transcript is spliced from 3 exons. NCBI's taxonomy places the organism in Eukaryota, Metazoa, Chordata, Mammalia, Dermoptera, Cynocephalidae. The record is from RefSeq and is a predicted model, not a curated record. Bases 1 to 594 code for a protein of 197 amino acids.
AUGAUGAUGAUGGAGAUGGAGAGGACGGUGACGGGGAUGGAGGUGACAGUAAAGCUGACGAUGUCGUGGAAAGAACAAAGACACAGAAGCCACAUGGACCUAUUCCAGUCUCAGUGCUUUCAUUUGGUAACGAUGAUGAUGAUGGAGAUGGAGAGGACGGUGACGGGGAUGGAGGUGACAGUAAAGCUGACCAUGUCGGCAAAGGUGAAGAAAGGCGUGAACAUCAUCGGGGUGAGAGCCAGCAGCCCUUCUCUUUGGGAUGUCAAGGAAAGCAUGGAUUCUACUGGGAAGUACGCACCAGCUGUCAUCAUUUGUCAGAAGAAAUCUUCUGGCUCAGAAAACAGUGUGGACAGUGCCUCCUAUGAAGUCAUGCAGAUUGACAUAGAAGUAGAGGAGCCCAGUGACAUGCCGGCCACACAGCUGGUCACCUGGCAGGUUGAAUACCCAGGCGGGAUCACAUCUGACCUAGGAGUGUCCAAGAUCUACGUGAGCCAAAAGGACUUGGUUGGAGUUAUACCUCUGGCCAUGGUAAGAAAGUCCCUGCCUUGGGCUGUUAAUACAGAACUCAGGGGAAGGGAAAGCCCUACACUGUGA